This is a messenger RNA of Oncorhynchus tshawytscha (Chinook salmon), 2208 nucleotides long. RefSeq names its product zinc finger protein 883-like. Bases 258 to 1922 code for a protein of 554 amino acids. The transcript has 2 exons. NCBI's taxonomy places the organism in Eukaryota, Metazoa, Chordata, Actinopteri, Salmoniformes, Salmonidae. Gene Ontology annotation, biological process: negative regulation of transcription by RNA polymerase II. Gene Ontology annotation, molecular function: DNA-binding transcription repressor activity, RNA polymerase II-specific. The record is from RefSeq and is a predicted model, not a curated record.
GCGUCUUCAACAACAACAGCUAGUCAUCCACCUCGGCAGCUUGCUAGCUAACAGCUGAAACACUACAUUUCUUGAGCCACUGUCGGGUGUAUAUUCGCCACUGUGUUUGAAACACAAGUCUGUCGUAUAGCGGGUUGCCGCAUUUAAUUUCAUUUUACGCUGCUAGUAGUCAGCUAGCUGACUGGUUAAAUCAGAAGUAGCACUUGGCUAAUCAUUAAUGCUAACCAGCUAACGUUAGCUAACUAACAUCCCAGACCAUGAGUUCACUAAGCUGCUCUCCUCCUGUUAAAGAAGAGGAGGUCUGCUGGACGGAGGAAGAAGCUCUGGUGAAAGAGGAGGAGGAAGAGGAGGAUGUCACAGUUAAACAAGAUGUAGAGGAUGAGGCUGUUACAGUGAAAGAAGAGGAAGAAGCUUUCAGAGUGAAGGAGGAGCAGCAGGCUGCAGUGUUUGGAGUGAAAGAGGAGGAGGGGGAGUUGACGGUCACAGUGGAAGAAGUGUUUGGAGUUAAGGAAGAAGGGGAGAUUACUGUCACAUUGGAUGAGGAAGAGGGAGAAUUAGAGAAGACUGGAAAUCUGAUCAACACCAGAGAGAGACCUGACUCUCACUCUGACAGUGGGAAGACUCCUUCAGGUGAAUCAGAGCCAGAGAUGUCCAAACCAGCGAGACCACACCACUGCUCUCAGUGUGGAAAGAAAUAUACCAGGUUAUGGAACCUGAAAAGGCAUGAGAGAACACACACAGGAGAAAAGCCUUUCAAAUGCUGCCAGUGUGGAAUGUGUUUUACCCGGUUAGGGUACCUUAAAGACCAUAAGAGAACACACACAGGAGAGAAGCCUUACCGCUGCUCUCAGUGUGGGAAGAGUUGCACCCAGUUAGGGAAUUUGAGAAUGCAUGAGAGAAUACACAUAGGAGAGAAGCUUAACCAAUGCACUAAAUGUAGAAAGAGAUUUUCCUCUUCCGAAUACCUAAAAAUACACAAGAGAAUACACUCAGGCAAGACACCUUAUACCUGCUCUCAGUGUGCAAAGAGUUUUACCCGAUUAGGGUCCCUGAAACGACAUGAGAGAACACACAAGUCUUUCCACUGCUCCCUGUGUGGAAAGUAUUCUACAGAGUUAGGCAACCUGAAAAAACACGAGAGGACACACUCAGGAGAAAAGUCUAGUUUUUCCUCAUUGAAUUAUCUGAAAAAACAUAAAAUAAUUCACUCUGGAGUACCACCUUACCAGUGCUCAGACUGUGGGAAGAGAUUUAGCCGAUUAAACCAUCUGAGACGGCAUGAGAGAACACACUCAGGAGAGAAGCCCUACCAAUGCUCCCAGUGUGGAAAGAGUUUUACCCAAGCUGCACACUUGAAAUACCAUAAAAGAACACACACAGGAGAAAAACCUUACCAUUGCUCCCAGUGUGGAAAGAAUUUCACCAUGUCAUGUAACCUGAAAAAACAUGAGAGAAUACACUCAGGAGACAAGCCCUAUCAAUGCUCCCAGUGUGGAAAAACAUUUACCCAGCUAGGGGACAUGAAGAAACAUAAGAGAAUACACACAGGAGAAAAACCCUAUCACUGCUCCCACUGUGGAAAGAGAUUUACCUCAUCAGGGGACCUGAAAAAGCAUAAGAGGACACACACAGGAGAAAAACCUUACCAUUGCUCGCAGUGUGGAAAGAGUUUCUCAGAGUCAAGUAACAUGAAACAACAUGAGAGAAUACACACAGGAGAGAAGCCCUACCACUGUUCCCACUGUGAAAAGAGUUUUACCUCAUCAGGGACCCUGAAAUAUCAUGAGCUAACACACUCUGUAAUGAAGCGUUUCCAGGGUUCUCAUUGUGAAAGGAGUUUUAAGAAGUUAGGGAAACUGAAACAGCGGGAGAAAAUACCCACUAGGGAGAAGCCUUUUGGAACUGCUCCCACUGUGGAAUGACAUGUACCUGGUUAAGGCAACUGAAGUUACAUGAAAGAAUCCACACGGGAGAGAAACCUUACCAAUGCUGCUCCCACUGUGGAAUGACAUGUACCUGGUUAAGGCAACUGAAGUUACAUGAAAGAAUCCACACGGGAGAGAAACCUUACCAAUGCUGCUCCCACUGUGGAAUGACAUGUACCUGGUUAAGGCAACUGAAGUUACAUGAAAGAAUCCACACGGGAGAGAAACCUUACCAAUGCUGCUCCCACUGUGGAAUGACAUGUACCUGGUUAAGGCAAAUGAA